AUGUCUCUGGGUAUGCUGGCCGUGUACUCGCUGGUAUGCAUGUCCACUCUGGUGGACAUGUAUCCAUCCAAACCCGUCAUUCCCGUAGAAGAUGCGCCUGUCGAGGAAUUCGCCAAGUACUUCUCUGCACUCAGACACUACAUCAACCAAAUCACUCGACAGCGGUAUGGGAAAAGAUCCAGCCCUGAUAUGGUGUUCUCUGACCUGCUACAGAGGGAGAGCACAGAGAGCGUCCCAAUAACAAGCUAUGGAAGGUUCUUCUGUGUUGCCACAGGCAGGCAGGGCACCAGAUGA
Messenger RNA from Salvelinus namaycush (lake trout), 294 nucleotides. Its product is annotated as pro-neuropeptide Y-like. Gene Ontology annotation, molecular function: neuropeptide hormone activity; neuropeptide Y receptor binding. Gene Ontology annotation, cellular component: extracellular region. The coding region runs from base 1 to 294 and encodes 97 amino acids. Gene Ontology annotation, biological process: feeding behavior; neuropeptide signaling pathway. The transcript is spliced from 3 exons. The record is from RefSeq and is a predicted model, not a curated record. Lineage: Eukaryota; Metazoa; Chordata; Actinopteri; Salmoniformes; Salmonidae.